UAUGCAGGCUGCGUUUUUCAUACAUUGCUAUUGCUCACGGCAUCUGAAGAGUCGAAAAAUGUAACAUUUCGAUAACAGACUCUUCCUGCUAUCGAUAUGUUAUCACAAAGUAGUAAGUUUACGUCUUAGCAGAGGCUACCUAUGUUAAGAUCACAGCAACUUGUCUCCCACCUAAAAUAAAUAUAUGAUUAAAUAUAGGCCUAAGUCUAGUCUUCGGAGUCCAACCUCAGUCCAGGCCCGUGCAGGCAAAACGCAAACAGCUCAAUUAAUCAAUUAAUAAAUAAAUAUAUAUAUAUAUUAAUACCGGUAUAUAAAUAUAUUUAGAUGUACUGCCCAGUACUGCAAUUAUUGCUAAGAUUAGAGUCUAUUAGAGACAACAAACCUGCGUACCCAGACAAAUUGUUUUUCUAAUUGCUGCCCUAAUUCAGUAUCAGGCUACAGUUUUUCAUGCUUCACCUCUGCCUCCUCAGUCUUUUUAUGAAAUAAAUUAAUUCUUAAGUUAUAACUGUAAAUUUUUAUUAUGAAUAAUAAUAAUGUUACAAAAAGUAGUGAGUAGGCCUUGUCCAGGAACCAGUUUUUAUAGAUGAAAAUCAAUAGGAGACAGUCAGAAUGAUCAAUACAUUGAUCAUGGCCCUCAAAAUAUAGAAGAGGUGAAGAAGAAGAAAAUAAGCCAUCAGAAGUGUAUUAGUUUUAUUAUUAUUUGAAUUUUACUUAACUAUCUUAAUCAAUAAGAACAUGUAUAAUGUAUCUACUAUAGGCUUACAAUUUACAAUUAAACACAAUGAAUAAAUAAUUCUUUUGGCCUUGUCUGACCUAUGUUAAGUUAUUCACUUAUACUUAAAGAGGUAGUGACCUGUUAAUAUUGAUAUCAGGAUAUUGGUGUUCAUUGUAAAUUUGAUUAUAAAUUUAACAGAAACAAUCAAAAUAAUUUGAUGAAUUUGAAAAAUAGGUUGCUUUUGUGUUGAAAUGGAGAAAUAUGAUUAAAUGAUUGUUACUUGGUUCUGUUUGCUGAAAUUUGUCUUUCGAUAUCUAGUUCUAGUUUUAAGAAAUUUAAAUCUUAUGAAGUCAUCUUAUCAUUGCUUAGGCUUAAAAUAGCUGCUGAGGCCUCAAAAUGUCAUCUCAGAAGCGCAAUCUUGAAGAAGCUGACCCUGAUUAUGCUGAUGUUGGGGACCAGCAGGCAAAAAGACAGAGAGCUUUGGAAGAAGAUGGUAAAGUAGACGAAAGGAUUCAGCUUUUAAUUGCUUUCUUUUAUAUAGUAAAUAAAAAGAUUAUAAUAUAAGCAGAUGUCAACAUUUUUUCCCAAAAGUCAUUACUAAUCUGGUUGAGCUAUGCUGAGAUCUUUGAAGUAAAUGUGGCUUCUUUCUUUGAAGUAAAUGUGGCUUCUUUUUUAUAUAAUGCUUUUAUUUUUUAAAAAAUGACAGGUCAGGAUUAUGUGGUAUAAUUUUAAAACAAAAAGAACUUUGAUGACAUUCUGUGCAUUCUCUUCUUUGCAGUUAAAUUUUUUUUUUCAAAUGUCACAGUUUUUGGCUUUUUUUUUUCUCAACAACUUUCGUGAAGCUUAUUUUUAAAAACUCCUGAGUUGGAUACAAAUAACUAUGUGGUGUACAAGUUUAGAUUUUUUUUAUUGGGGAUUCCUACUUAAAAUUAUGCAACACUCUAAACAGACAUAAAGGUUAUUUAUUAUAUAUUAAUUAUAUUUGUAACCCCUCUAUAUUCUGAUAUCAUUGUGAUUUCUUCUGUUUCUAUUAUAACUUGUGAGAGUGAUCGUGACCUGAGUGGAUAUCUUAGUUGAUACCAUAUAUGACAUCAGGGCGCUGUGAGCAUGCUUGUUACGCACUGACUUGUAUUGGGAGAAAUUAAUCUCCUAUUUUAAUUUUAAUUUUAAUUGGCUCGUUGUAAACAGUGCCUAACAAAGGACGAUACCAUAGAAUCAACAAUAUUAAAGAUACGACCCAAAACAGUUUCUAGUAACAAUUAAUAAGAUUUAUUAAUUCUUAAGAUAAUUACAAAAGAAAAGAAAAUAUAAUUACUAUCUUCAACUUACAGUAUGGUAGAUCUUGUACCGAUACACAGUUAACACAGUUAGAAUAAUGUGCCAAUAAAUAAUGCGAAAUAAACACAUAUGAGCACCCAAAUACACAAAGAAUAAAACACGCCUCGUAAAGUUAAUAAAAUCUAUCUGAAUCUUCAUCUUCUCGUCCGUGCCUGUCAAUCCCUUAUAUAGGUGGGUCUACCGACGCCUAAGCCCUGCCUUCGAUAAGCUACAUGGCAUUUCUAGAACAAUCCAUUCAUUCUACAAAAUACUAUUUGGAACAGAUUAAUUAUUUUUAGUAGUUGGCGGCAUAAACACGAAUAGAUCAAAAGACUACGCUACACCCCUUUGUGAACACAGCGUCUCAUGCGGAGGUCAAUCAGAGGGCACGCACGAGAAAUAUUAUGUAAACAAGCUCUCUAUAACAAUGCUAAAAUAGCAUGGACUCAAGCGCUAUGAAAGUACUCAAAUAUCAUCAACUACUAAUUUUUCACAUCUCCGUGUAAUAACACAAAGUCCAAAUCGUCACAUAUCAGCUCUUUAUUUACAUAAACACUUAAAAGUUUAACAAAAUUCACAUAUGACACCUAUUGGAACGAUGAUUAAAUAAAAUUCAUAAUAAAUCCAUUUCUCUUUAGAAAAUAACAUGUCAAGUCACUUAUACUUAGUAUCCUUCUUUACUCAUGAGACAAAAUGUUCCUUACUGCUUUUUUAUGUUCUCCAACAUAGUCACUAACAUAGUUCCUUACUAUCUAUAAUUAGAUGUAUCUAUCCAUAUGUAUCCCUACUCUCACAUGAAUUUGUGAUUUCUACUCAGCAUUAAAUGAACAUCAAAUAUAAUUAUGUGUUACAGUCAUAAAGCAUUACUUGGGCAAUGUGAUUAGCUUGAACAGUAAGCUAUACGUUAAUACAAUACAUAUAGUAACUUCUUGAUCAACUAAGAGCAAUGAUGCUGUAUGCAUAUAAAGAAUGCCACUGUGCAAGUGAUCCCAUUAAAACUGAUUUAACCAGUUAAAUUCUAAGGUUUCCAAAUACAAAUCAUCUUUUGGUUACUCUGAAUAAUUUUGUUUUGUUGCUAUUUACCUUUUAAUGAAUGAAAGUUUCAGUAUAUUUGAUCAAGCAUUUUAUCUUUUGAAAUAAAGAUAAAUAUAAAAAAAAGAUCUUUAGAUUUGUCCUUUAUUUGAAUAGGAGGUAAAACUUUGAUGCAUCUUUGUAUGCAUCUUCACAUUGUCGGGGAACCAUCUUUCUAUAUUAUUUUUUAGAAAUUAUAACAUUAAUUUCCAUAAACUUCUCGAUUAAUUUAGAGAACAUAUUAAUGAAAAUUUAGCUUUCAUGCAAAAUGGAUACAUUUUUUGGCACAAUAAAUUAGUUAUUCUCUGUUAAACAAAUUUGGACUUGCUUCAUCAUGUUAAGAUUUUCUUGGAAUCAAUAUAAUUUUAAUACUAAAAAAUUAAUUUAAUGACUUUGAAAUAUUCACAGCCAAACAAGCUGUGUGUCGUCGCAUCCAGGGGAUCGUCCGAAAUGAAUUUAGUAAAGAAAUUACCAACAAAGAAUCAGAACUGCAACAGGUUGAUUGGGUACGUUCCUCUGUAUAUUGAAAUUCAUAAAAAUAAUUAUAAUUCUUAGCAUUGCUCUGUAUUUUACUAAUAAAAAUUAAUAGUAAUACAUUUAUACAUUUGCUACUUGUGUUUGUGUAGAGGCUAAAUGAGGCCAGGCUAAUGAUGGACAGAUUGCGAGCGUGUAUUGUUGCCAAUUAUUAUGGUCAAGCAAACAGAUCAGCUGCUUCCUCCCAGGUAAAUGGUAUUUAAUUUAUGUAUAAACUGCGGAUUCUCAGACUCAAACUUCAGAAGCACACGUCAAUGAAAGUUGUAUUUGAAGAUAUAACCUUCUGAUUUUCUAAAUGUUCCAUGUAAAAAAAAAUCUUGAGGAAUUGUUUAUAUACUUAUUUCUUUUUGGUGUUUUUUUUUGUUGCAACAGUUUAAUUUUAAAUAAAAAAUAUCUUAAUUUUGUGAUGCUUUAUUUUGAUUCUAAAAACAUAUUUUGGUGCAUGGGAUAAGUUUAGAUCAUUACAAAUUUUCUGUGAACUAAGUUUGCUAAUUUACUGACUAAGGAUGUCAACCAUUUGUCUUUAUUGGAGGUUUUUCUAAAGGAUAAUAAAUCACUUGAUUAAAAAUUUGGAGUAAUUAAGGUACAGGUAUGAAUCUUACUAUCAGAUGUGAAAAGAUUUUUAAAAAAACGUAAUCUUAAAUCUCACAAUACAAUUUGAUACUGGUCUUUUAGAAUAAACUUUGUGUGUAAGUUAGUUGUCUCAAAAGUAUUUAGUAUCUUGUUAAUUUUCAUUGAACCAUUGAUUGCAUUGAAACAGCUGUAAACCUUAUGUCUUCCAGGGAACUCCAAAUGCCCCACCCGCUUCCAUCCACCCAACUGUCAAAAAAUAUAUAGGAAAAGUUCCUCGUCAUCAUAUAUUGGGCUCUUCCGGCGUGCCGGCUCACCAUGAGGUUAAGGAAUCGAGUGAGUCUUAUUCCUGUAUUUAUAAAAAAAAAUUAUUGUCAUUUUUUUUUUAUGUAUAACAGAAUUGUGUAAUAAAUGAGGUUAAGCAUUCAUGGCUAGAUUAGGUUUACUUUCACUCUACCAUUGUGUUUAUGAGGCACAUAUUUAGCAGCUGAUAGGGUCAGCUUGGGAAAGGAAAAUCCUCAGGAAAAUAUGCAGACUGGUGAUAGAUAAGGAUGGAUGAAGAAUCCUAACAAACCAAGAGACAUGUCAAUUCUUUGAAGACCCACCCAUAGUCACAACAAUUAUAACAGACAGACUGCGCCAGACAGGACAUCUUGAGAGGAUGCCGGGUAUAGAGCAGCAAAUGUCAUCUAAAGGCAGAAACCUUGGGGCAGACAGCUCCCUGGUCAGCCAAGAUUGAGAGGGAUUGAUGAUGUAGAGAAGUACUUACAUCAGCUGGGUGUCUGGGAAGGGAUAUGGAAAGCCAUUGAUUGAUCUGGUGGUUCAGGCCAGGACAAUACAUGGGCUGUAUCACCACUGAUGGGGAUGAUGAUCGUGUCAGCCAUUGAUGGUGUACAAUGGCUUGCUGCAGUGAGAAAUGUGAAUGUUGUUUGAAGAAGAUAUUGUUUUGUGUAUGACACCUUUAUGGAAGAUCUUUGUGUUUUGUUUACAUAUAUAUAUAUAUAUAUAUAUAUAGAUAUAUAUAGAUAUAUAUAUGUAUAUGUACAUGUAUAUAUAGAUAUAUAUAUAUAUAUAUAUAUAUAUUGUAAGAUAUGUUGUUUUUCUUCAUUUAAAGGCACUUGUGAAAGUAAAGACAGUAACAAGAUUUGCAACCCUUUAACCAACUCUGUAGUUACACCAGUCUCUCAGCCUUCCCCAAUAGUGACAAGAUGUACUACACCUGUUUCAGUGGUAAGAUUCUGAAUUUAAGACUUGAGUUAAAAAUCCCUUUUAAACUAAUUAAUUUCUACGCAACUGUGGGUAACAAUUUUAAUUAGAAAGGAAAAAUUUAAGUUAAUAAUGCUGCCUGGGUUCAGUUGAAGCGUAAAAGAAUAAUUUUUAACCUAUAUCAGUGUUUCCCGACCCGUGCUCCUUAGUGUCAAAAUACUCUGGUAUUUGAGUUUUUAAUGACAAUGCUGUCUUAUUUAUGACAGUCUAUAACACUGUAAUGCCAGGCACCAAGAGUCAUGCACACCAAAUACUAGAGGUAACAACAUUUCAUGAAAAGAUACACCUUGUUUAACCACUUCAUUACCGACGCGACGUCACGGUCACCCACUUUCAAUUACCAAGGAUGUCACAUUGUCAUCAUAACAAAAAUUUAAGAACUUUUCUGAACUACGUCGUCAAAUUUCAAUGCUAUAUAUUUCCUUAUUGGUUAAUCUAUAGAGAAGUUAAAAAGCGAAUCGUAUAGAGAAUGAAAUAUACCGAAAAUUUCAUAUUUUAAGUUUUUGUUGCUGAGUCAGCAAAAAUAGAUGCGUGUGCGCGCGCGCGCACACACACACAAAAAAAACACAAAAAAAACAAAACAAAAAAAACCCUGCGGUAAUGAAGUGGUUAAAUAUCUUCUCAUACAGACAGACUAUCAGCCAUGAUCUAUUACUAAGCGUGGACUUCACUAUCACUCACUAACUUUGUCAUGAACUCUCGAUCUCACACCUCAUAUUCACAGACUUCAUUAUGCUUUUCGUAUCACCCAAUGAGCAUUUAGCCACAAUAAUGCAACUCAUGACACAACUCUCCGACCGAAAAGCGAUCACAUUCACAACAGUGAUUCACAUAUUCUCUACCAUCUUAAAAAUUGUCGUGUUAUGGAAUCAUUGUCUCACAGUAUCCUAUACUUUAAAACUUUUCAAUACUUAACAAAUUUUUUAUUCCAGGCCAUCUCAAAACCUUCAAAAAUAUUCUGCAUUGUAAUUUUUCAAAAAAUUACUUUAAAACCAAUGCCUACGUCCAAAUUCAUCAUGUUACUAUAUUAUUACAAAUAAUGAUGUUCCAUCUAAAGGACAAUAUCACUUUACUUCUUCUCUACAGCCUCCGCUGUUUUCAUGAACAUUUUGGUUACAUUUAUCUCGACCUAUCAUGAUAUGAUAAUAAACAUGGCUGUAAAAAAUACACCAUAACACACUUGUUUAUUGUGCUGCCCUGUCAUCCAAUGACCAUUUAGCCACAAUAAUACAUACAACUCAUGACACAACUCGGGGACCAAAAAGCACUCACCUUCACAACAGUGAUUCUCAUACACCUAACACUUAGGGCCCCACAUGCACUUCUCAGGGGCUCUGUGGCUGCUCCAAGAAAUGCAUUAACCGCAUUACCCUUUAAGACAUAGGCUGGGCCUAAGCCCCCCCCCCCCCUUUUUUUUCCACCCCCUACAAAUUUAUUCUAAAAAGGGCUCAAAAAGGUUGGGAACCACUGACGUAUCUGAUAAGUUUUGUUGAACUUAACAAGAUGAUUUUGAUUCAGGCACCCAAGUUGAUGUCAUCAAACUCUGCAACUUACGAUGACAGAAGAGCAAGAUUCAAAAUUAAAAAAAAAAUAAUUGUGGGAAAUGUAUCAAAGUAAGUUUUUUAGAUUUUUCAUAAACUUUGUCAGAGUUGUAUUUUAUGAUAAAUCUUUUUGCUUAGAAUCAAAGCUUCUAGAAUAAAAUAUGAAUAACCCAGGAUAGUUUAUUAUGAACUUAAACUUUAUUUUGACAAAAUUUCUUUAGAAAAGCUACUCAUGUCUUUACAUUGUAUCUCAGAUACAUUCCAGUGGACCACAGAGAAGCCAAUGACAUGUCCAGCCACAAAUGGAUGGUCUAUGUCCGUGGUCCAAAGUCUGAUCCAGACAUCUCCAGCUUUGUCAAGAAAGUCUGGUUCUUUUUACAUCACAGCUACAAGCCCAAUGAUUUAGUAGAAAUUAGGUGAGUCUGUAAUUAAGGUGUUUUUAUCCCAUCAGAUUUAGUAGAUGUUAGGUGAGUCAGUAACUAAAGUGUAUGAUUCAAUCAGAACCAUUUAAAUAGUCAUUGUUAUUUUCAGAAUAGAAAGAAACUUAAUCAGAUGUAUCAUCUAUACCUGGUGCUCUACAGCCCAUGUAGGGCUUUUGUCUUCCUCACCACUUCCUUCCACUCAGACCUAACUGAUUAUUUUUUGAGAGAGUGCCUAUUGGUUGUGGCUCUUGGGUUUCUCACAGAAAGUAUCCAGUUAUUGUUCCUUGUGUGUCAAUAUAUUUGUUCCUUAUAACUCUCUAAAGUUAGGUUAAGUUGUAUGCAACUUAAGUAAGAUUCCUUGUUUUAGGCCUCGUCUAAUCUGAAAUUUCCUUGAAUAUUCUCCCUGAACCUUGAUUUUUUAAAAUUUGUUUACUGUUGCAUGUAUCAGUCUUGUCAGUUUGAUGUAUAAUUAGCCUGAUUUAUAUAAUUAGAUGUAUAAUAAUGCUUUCAAAAAUUGCUUUACAAUAAAUUCUGCGUCAGUGCAAAAACUUCAGAGUAAAAGAUUGAAACACACAGCAGGUUAUUGAAAUGGUGGUCACAAUAAACUAUUUUAAAAUAAAAUUUCAAGAACUUGAAUUCAAUAAUUGUGUAAUUUUAUAUAGAUUAAUAACAGUGAGAUUAAUCUCUGGACUCAUGUUUACUUUCAGCUCCCCGCCAUUUCAUUUGACCCGAAGAGGCUGGGGAGAAUUCCCUGUUCGUGUACAGCUUCAUUUUGUCGACUCCCGCAAUAAAACCGUGGACAUUAUACAUCACCUAAAGGUAGGCAAAGAAACACAUCACCUCAAGUUAGGAAAACAAACACAUCACCUAAAGGUAGGCAAAUAAACACAUCAACGGAAGGUAGGCAAGGAAACACAUCACCUCAAGGUAGGAAAACCAAACACAUCAACUCAAGGAGGGCUAAAAAUGCAUCACCUUAAGGUAGACAAACCAACACAUCACCUCAGGGUGGGGGCAACCCAACCCAUCACCUCAGGGUAGGUAAACUAACCCAUCACCUCAAGGUAGGAAAACCAACAUAUCACCUCAGGGUAGACAAGCCAACACAUCACCUCAAGGAAGACAAACCAACACAUCACCUUAAGGUAGGCAUACCAACCCAUCACCUCAGGGUAGGUAAAGCAACCCAUCACCUCAGGGUGGGAAAACCUACCCAUCACCUAAGGGUAGGCAAACCAACACAUCACGCCAGAAAUGGGUCAGUAACAAAAGUUGAAUAUAAAUUUAAUGCUACUAUUACUUUGGGAUGUUUUAUAAGCAUAAUACCCUUUGGUUUUGAUGGAAGCAUUAGAUCAAAUAUUUGCUGAUUGAAAAUUACUGAAAAUAUUUAUUGCAUUUUUUAUCAGUAUUUGUUCUAAGUUUAGUUCAAUUUAAAUUAAACUACCUUUUUUUUUCCACCCAACAGCUUGAUAAAACAUUUACUGGCCUGCAGACCCCUGGUGCUGAAACUGUAAGUUUGAGUUUUUAUAAUAAUAAUAAUAAUAAGAGGUCUUAUAUAGCGCGGUCCCCAGCCUAGGGCUGGGCUCACCGCGCUGUACUUAAAAAUUUUAUCAAAAGAGACAUAAUCAUGACAUUAAAAUAAAAUACAUUUAUGAAAUAAAGAACAGCAAUGUAUAUUCACCCACCCCACCCCAUAACUUUUACAAGGCAAACCAUGGACGGCAGCCAGCAAGAUCGUUUAUCGGUCAGAGGAGGGGAAUCAUUCAGGGUAGUAUAAUUUAAAAAGAUAUGUUUCGAGUGCAGUUUUGAAGGCCUGGGUGGUUGGUAUAUUGCUUAUGUGUAGUGGCAAAGAAUUCUGUGUUUUGUAUUUCUAUUUUAACUGGAUUGUUCCAAGAUGGUUCCUGAUUAAUUAUUUUAGUCAUAGUUGAAAAAUAAUUUUUAUUGAGGAUUCCUCAUGUCUAACAUGUGUAUAAUAUUGUUAUACUAACAGGUAUUGGAUGUUGAGCUGGACAGAGAUUUCUUUGACACCAGCAUCAGAGGAAACAAUUCCUCUACACAACAAGCAGGGGCUAGAAUCAGGGAACCGGACGCGGAAAGAGUUGCUUCAAAACAAGUGACUAUCACAGACUCAGUGCUGAGUGAAAGCAGUCAAUUACAGGUUUGUCAGAAAUCUGUCAGCCACGUGAAAAUAGAACAUAACAGUUUGGAAGAGACAGGUGACGACUGUCAGUCAUCCAAUGACCAAGCCAAGUCAGAAUUGUCUGAUGUAUUGAACUUACACGUCUCAAGUGUUCAUGUGUCACAGGAAGAGGAUCUCAACAUUGUUGACGUCUGUGCGGAGAAAAAGUGCCAAAUUCAAACAUCCUCUAUGCAGAAAUUACAAGCUUCUCUGUCUGGAGACACACUUGUCUCAACAACUUCAGUAGUGGAAGAAUCUAAACUUGUAUUAACAUCUUCAGCAGUAGAAGAAUCUAAACUUUUCUCAACAUCUUCAGCAGUGGAAGAAUCUAAACUUUUCUCAACAUCUUCAGUAGUGGAAGAAUCUGUCCCAGAUGAGAAUAAAAUGAUUGUAGCAUCUGUCAUCAAUGAAACUUCUCCUGAAUCUUCUCAAGCUGGGGACACAAAGAUUUUAACAUCAGUCAUUGAUGAAUCUUCUCCAGCUGUUGGGGCAAAUGUUUCAACAUUAUCAUUUAGCAAAGAUUUAUUACAAAUUAAGCAAGAACUCAUUUUGGAAGACAAUUGUCAACAAAAGCAUCAAGUCUCUAGUACAGGUGAUAACAGCUUGAGUUCAUUUAGCAGUUUACAAUGUGAGAACCGUCAAAGUGAUCAGGUAUUUACCGUCAUAACACCUCCAACAAAUAGCAAACCCAAAACUUUUUCUUUGGUUGGAGCCAACCAAGUGUAUCAAAGACAGACAUUGAUCCAGCCCAACACAGUAUUCAACCAGACAUCUGGUCUCACCAGAUCUGUCCAGGUGGUACCAUCAUUCUCUCCUAAAAUUGAUACACCACAACCAGCACCACAGAUACAGCUGUUACCACAGACCCAGCCCUCCGCUAUGCAGAAGUUAAUUGUCCUUAACGCAGGGAAUGUUACUGCUCAUGACAAUACUCGGCAGGUCAUUUGGCCAACUAAACAAAAUGCACCUCGACAAGUCUCUCUACUCACUGGGAUGGUCGUCAACGGACAGUCUGCACCCUCAAAAGUCCGUCCCGUCACCCCAGCUCAUCAGAGCUUUGCAACUUCCCUUCUCACACAAAGACCCACUCUUGUCAAUCAGACGUUAGUUUACAAAAGGCCAACGGCCCAAGUCCUGUUCAUGAACAACUCCUUACAGCAGCAGGUCAUUCAGCCCAACAAUCCUGGCAUUCAUCUGGCUGCUUGUCAGCCAACUUCAGUUUUAACCACCAACAAGGUACCAGAAAUGAAUGGGGCUGUUAGGCCGUAUCCCUUGACUCUGACCAUUGUCAAUCAGGCAAGUUUGCUACCUAAGCCUGUCAAACAAAUUUCAUUGCUAAAAAAUGUGACAACACUGCCAGGUAAUGUGUCGUUAAUUGCAAGCCCAAUACUGAAUGCAGGCACAAACAAUUCUAGUGUAGUUGUGAAUAAGCCAAAUAAUGUUGUUGUAUUAGAAUCACGGGACAGUAACAGUCACGUUUACCCAAAAAUGUCAGCAGUGGGUAUGACAAAACAUGGUAAAAACUGCCAGAAAGUAGCACUUCUCAACCCAGAGAAAAAGGUUAUGACAGAGGAAGAAAAAAAACGAGGGCCUUACGAUAUAUUGAAAGCGUGGAAAAAGAAUCCAGAGCUUUAUGAACGGCAUUCUGCGAAAGCCAAGAAAAUCAUACUUGCUGCUAAGGAUAGAAUUGAAGGGGAAGCCGAGGAAAUACCUGAACUAAUGUAA
Messenger RNA from Lymnaea stagnalis (great pond snail), 11340 nucleotides. The record is from the annotation of a GenBank genome assembly. Lineage: Eukaryota; Metazoa; Mollusca; Gastropoda; Lymnaeidae.